This is a messenger RNA of Dermacentor albipictus, 981 nucleotides long. Its product is annotated as L-xylulose reductase-like. Gene Ontology annotation, molecular function: carbonyl reductase (NADPH) activity; L-xylulose reductase (NADPH) activity. Gene Ontology annotation, biological process: glucose metabolic process; xylulose metabolic process. The record is from RefSeq and is a predicted model, not a curated record. Lineage: Eukaryota; Metazoa; Arthropoda; Arachnida; Ixodida; Ixodidae.
CGUGUCUACUUCUGUGGGCACGUGUGGCUCAGCAAUCUUUCGACCUCGGAUAACAUAAAGCGCAGUGCGUUGCGGGCAGCAAGCAGAGAGCAGUCGUCUUCCAGGGCGUUCCUGCACGUCCCGCGGUUUAAGGGGAGGUGAAUUUAAAAGAAGUGAAGCAAAAAAGGCGGCAUGGAGGCCUUUUUCUCGGGCAAACGGGCGGUGGUCACGGGCGCUGCGCAAGGAAUGGGUGCGCGGAUCGCCACUGACUUGGCAAAGUUUGGCGCUACUGUCAUCGCUGUAGACAUUGACGGUGCAAAACUGACUGAACUGCAGAAACAAGUGAGCAACGUCAUUCCGGUGGCCGUAGACCUAUCCGACUGGGACGCCACAAAGCGUGCUUUGGCCGACAUCGGUGACGUCGAUUUGCUUGUGAACAACGCUGGCAUCACCAAACUUGAAGCAUUCGGGGAAAUUGAGCCGGAGACCAUUGACAAGAUUUUCGCCGUGAACUUCAAGGCUGCAGUGAACAUCUCGCAGAUAUGCGUGCGAUCCAUGAAGUCCCGCGGCGUGCCUGGUGCCGUGGUGAACGUCUCGAGCCAGUCCGGCAUCGCGGCGCUACACGAGCACGCCGUGUACUGCGGCAGUAAGGCUGCCCUCGACAUGCUCACCAGAGUCAUGGCGCUCGAGCUGGGCCCGUACAAUAUUCGUGUGAAUUCGGUGAACCCGACCGUGACCAACACAGCCAUGGGCGUGGCCGUUUGGAAGCAAUACCCGGAGAAGGCGGCUGCCAUGAAAGCCAAGAUCCCAAUCGGCCGCUUUGCAGAGACGAAGGAAAUAUCAGAUGUGGUGCUCUUUCUUCUCAGCGAUAUGGCAUCUAUGGUAACGGGGGUCGUUCUACCUAUCGACGGUGGCUACACAGCUGUCUAAAAAUGCAUAUUGUAUUAGCGAGUGUGCGUGCAGAUUAUCGCAUGUGAGAAAUAAAGCUCUCUAGAUUGCAAA